UCCUCCUUACCUCGGCCGGCGGUCGGGAAGCCCAGAGCUUUUAUCUGCAGACCGCGCGGGAGGGAGGCGGACCCCUGCGAUCUUCCCAGACCUGAGCGCUGCGCCCGGCAGUGGCGGCGGCGGCGGCGGCUCUCAGCCGAGUUCUGCCUCCGCGUCCGCGCCAGCCCGUAGCCCCCGGGGGCAGACGGUCUGUUCCCGAGCGGCGAGAGGAUGGUCAUUCGCGUGUUCAUCGCCUCCUCCUCGGGCUUCGUGGCGAUAAAGAAGAAGCAGCAGGAUGUGGUUAGAUUUCUGGAAGCCAACAAGAUAGAGUUUGAGGAAGUGGACAUCACGAUGUCGGAAGAGCAGAGGCAGUGGAUGUACAAGAACAUCCCCCCAGAGAAGAAGCCUGAUCAGGGCAACCCUCUGCCACCUCAGAUAUUUAAUGGUGACCGAUACUGUGGAGAUUAUGACAGUUUUUUUGAAUCCAAGGAAAGCAACACAGUCUUUUCAUUCUUAGGCCUGAAAUCACAAUUGGCAUCAAAGGCCGAACCUUAGCAAAGACAAGUGGAAGAGGACGGAGAUGCAUUUUGGAGCACCCCCUGGUACUCAGCACACACCUUCUUACCUAAUGUAUCACUGUGACAGAAGCCACAUGCAUUAUCAGUAACUUUGCUUGCCAUGGAAAAGGUGUUUUGGGGAGACAUGGGUCUAAUGGGAUUGCAUGAUUGCUUUAAACCAAAUCAGGACUGUGGUGGGGUUUUUUUUUUUCUUAUUUUCAGAGUUGCCUGCAGUUGCCUCACUCACCUGGAGGUACUGUCACCUGUUGCAGGUGUGCUCCCUGAAUAACUGAGUGAUAAGCGGGUAGCACUGUCAGAGAGAAAAUAUUGGAUCUACCCUGGGUUGUAGCUGAUGCUAGCAUUGCUCAGACCUGCUUCUCUUUAAGCUGCCUAGGUGGUAUCCUUGAAAUUAGUCUGCCAGGCUAUUAGAAUAUUUUGAUCAGAAAGAGAAAAAGCAAUGUUGGUUGACAAAGGGCUGAAAACUUUUGCUGCAGAACCGCAGACAUCACUAUUCCAGUGCUUUGUCAUAACCAUAGAAGAAGUUAGAUAUUCUGGCCUCCUUUUAGUAACGGAAAUUCUCCCCCCCAUAAAUCCUCCGAGCUCCUACAGGUGUUUCCAGAAAUCACUGUUGCAACAAUGCGUGAUCAGAACUGAGUGACUGGGAUGAAAAGAAUUGCUAUUUUGAAAAAUAUAUGCUGCUUUGUCUCCUGCAAGGGGCAAGUUUCACCUAAUUGUAAGAUUGCUUAAAAGAUAUAUUUAAAGAGGUGCACUGGUAGUAAAUUUAUAGGGACAUUAUCUGACUCGUUUCUGAAGGCAUUUCAGCUCUAGCAACUUAUUUAUGUGUAAGUGCACAUAUAUUUUUAAACGCAGCUCCCCUGACUAAUAGCUGCUUAUAUAUUUUGUGAAGGGAUUAUAUUUUUGGGGUAAGGAAGAUCUUGGUUAGAAAUAUUUUGUGAACCCUUGAUGAGGCCUAUUAAAAGAUGCUAAUAUUGCUGUACACUUUAGUUUUUUUUCCUGUGUUACUUUUCAUUGGUCCUCUAACUGCCAGCUCAUAUUUCUGGCCAAUGCACAGUCCCGGAUUUUCAGAGUAACGUAUGUUCUCAUUCCACAUAUGAACACCAGUGAUUUUUCAAAACAGUAUACACAAGAAAGGGGCUGUCAGAGACUCGCUCUGAAUUGUACUUGGCAUGUGAAAUCUCUACUCCUUUCGGAAUGGGUGCUGAUAAACACUGUCUACUUCAUUAGGGCAAAGGCUCCUUUUCUGCAUCCUUGUCCCUGCUCACAUUUUUUAGAGUUUCUAGUUGCCAAACCUGCGAAUAGUCUUGAAUAGAAUAAAUUCAGAGGGUUGCCUAAGAUUUUCUGCUUUUCUCAGCAUCCUACUGGUGGACCUGCCCUUUAGAUUCUGAGCAGGAAGUUUGUAAGAAAUGGAAAUAACAGAAGAAUUUAGUCCCUGUCACCUGUGUUCUCUCUCCUUCCAACUUGCUAAAUGUGGACUAUUCCAAAGAACUUGUUGAAUGCUAAAGCUGACAUCCCAGCCUGAGAUUUGCAUCCCAGGACUACCACCAGAAGAAAAGCAUGCCACCUAUUCCUACUUGACUGGCGCAGAUACAUAAUCCAUAAUUUUCUCUCCAAGGAAAGCUGCUGUAAAAUCAUGGCUAUGACUGCUUAGUUGGCAUUAAAUAUGAUCCAGGUCAAAUCCCACUUGAUAAAUCCCAGGGACUAUCCAGGGAAUUUUUUUUUGAACUGGAUACUGUGUUAAAGUCUAAGAACACUUAGAAUUUUUUUUAAGAUACGGCAAUUUUUAAAAAGUUAAUGUUGCAAUGAUCUAACUUCAUUUUGUCUGCUCUUGCCAGUGAGUACCAAGAAGCAGCUUGGUAAGAUUGAGUCUUGGGGUUGUAGGAUCAAUACAAUUCUUGCUAGACCAAGAAAGCUACUCAGACUUGUUUUGUCUCGAAAUUUUUGAAUUACUUUGGUUAUAGUAGGCCCAGUAUGGUUGUCCGAAACAGAUUAGAUGAAUAGGAGAACUAAGUUAUUACCACAGAUACACAUCAUCUACCCCACCCCAAUUUUUUUUUUUUUUUUUUUUUUUUGAGCAGCAAAGAAAUAGGAGAGACCGGCUUCAGCUGGUAUUGUACUUGUCAUGCAUGAGCUAGAAGCACAUUGUGUGGCAUUUCCCGCAGCACCCAGACUCAGCAGAGUCCUAAGGUAUUGCCCUCUGGGACCACACCAUGUUCAGAGAGUACUGUGUCCUUACUUGUGUUUUACCAGCUGAAUUCCAAACAUGUAAUGAUUUUUUUUUCAUCCCUUCUUUAACUAGCUGCCUUUAGAUCUGGAUAAUCAGUCUUAAAAACCUAGGAAGUGGGUGGGAAUUGCAGACAUAGAUGUGCUAUCAAGAGCAUUUCAAGACAAUUUUUAUUUCCUGUAGUAGGCUUGUUGGGGCAGAGAAAAUGUACUGCUAAAAAUCAAAUUAUGCCGUUUUAAAACAAGAUAAAAUACAGAGUGCUAUCCUGCUAGGUAUGUGCGGACCAGAAGAAAAUUUAGUUGGGGAAGAACUUGUUUUUCCAGAUUCUGGUGUUCUAUUAAAAUCAAAGAGGAGAAAAGGAAGAUUUUUUUUCUCUCAGGCUCUAACGUAUUUUAGAUUUGUUUCUGUUUUAUAGAUUUAUUCAAGACUCCCACGUAGAUGUUUUUCUAUUACAUGAAUUUAAUAAUGAACUAAACUUAUUUUUUGUCCUCUGUUGUUGAAAGGUACCAAAGCCUCUUCUGUUUUGUUUUUUAAUUUGAUUUUGCUAUAUAAGGUUUUGCUUUUUCUAGAAAUGUUUUUCAUUUAACAUCUUUUCUAAAGUGUCAGGGCCCACUUUGAUCUGCAAAAUUAUUGUUUUUAGAUUUCAAUUUGUAUGCAUUUGUCUCUAAAGGCAUUGGUGAAAUCUUGGAUUUUAUAUUCAGCAUUAAAGAGAAAUAAAUUCCAGAAAACACAUAUUCUGAAAAUGGAGUGUUUGUUCCCGACCAUUUCUUACACCUUUUCUAAUUUUACUUCUGUUUUUGGUUGAAACCUUCCUGUUUAGUUGGGAUGCUGUAUUUUUGCUCCCAUUAUGAACCCCAUACCUAAAAGCUGCAGAUUCAUUGUAAAAAUGCAGAUGGAUCAUUUGACCACUUGAGGAGAUGAGUGUGUGUGUGUGUGUGUGUUGCAGGUGACUGCAGAAUCAGACAGUGACCAAGACCAAGCAUGGCGUUAGGUCACUCGUCACCUGGUUCAAAUGGAUGAUGGUGGUUUUGUGAGUACGCUGAAGCAAUGGGCUGUGGAUUCGCUUCCCUAAUUUCAUGAAAAAAAGUACAGUGUAGCCACAACCCUUAAUAACAGGGCUCCCUUUGCUGCAGCCACCCCUGAAAGCAGAAGAUGUUUCUGAAGGCAGCGUCUGAGGUUAAGCCCAUCCCUGAACUGUUUCUAACUUAAACACCAGGAUGAGGGAGGGUAAAGGAAGAGAGAAAGCGACCAGGCUCUCAGUUUCCAGGAAUGAACUAAAUCGUGAAGCCAAAGAAGCCAAGUAAUCCCUGCCCAUUUGUAACCCAGAUUUUCAAAGUUUUCCUAAUUUUCUAGGAAUGCAGGUUAGUUUGGUCCUUCCCUUAAUCAGCGUGUGUUGAGCCCCUAGAAUGUGAUGGGGACUGUCCGAGUAGAACAAUAAUCUCCACCCUAAGGAGGAAAGAAACAGAGAAGCAGUGGCAGCAGCAGUCACUUGAGAAACAGGUAAGUGCACAGUGUUCCAAGCGAUGGUUCAUCAUCUGAAACGUGAUGUGUAAUCUUUUUCUUUGUAUGUUUCAACCCGUCCAAUUUUAUUAAUUAUUUCAUACACGCAACGGAAUAAACAUGCACAUACACACAUAUAAUAUAUACACUGACAUGUAAAGAAAAAUAAACAAACGCCCGUGUGUCUGCCACCAGCUUGCUGCCUUUCCUUUGGGGCACUGUGUGCUCCUCACUGACCCUGUCCCGUCCGUCCCUGUUUGAUAGCGGGAGCCCAUCCUGAACGCUGUGUUGAUUGUAGCCUUCCUGCCCUUUAUUAUUUUGCCUUUGUGUACUUAUCUUUAAAAACUAAUAAAUGGAGUUAAACUGUAUUCUUCUGUCACCUUUUUAUGGUCAUUGCAUUUGGGCAUAAUCAUUUUGAAACCAGUACCCUAGCUUGUUUAUUUUCACUACUAAGUAUUAUUUUAUUGUAUAACUAUAUCACAAUUUUUCCCUUCUCCUGUUGCUGGAUAUAGAAACACAUCUUUCUUUGAAAUAGAAAAAGGAAAUGUUACUACAAACGUUCUUUUACGUGAUUUCUGGUCCACGUACACAAGUAGAUGUAUACCUUGAGUAGCAGAAUUGCUGUGCCACACAUGCAAUAAAGCACAUCAUCACCCUACGUAGAGAAGGCAAGAUUGUUUUCCGAAGUAAUGGUACCUUACUGACACUCCCGCUGGUGUACUAGGAUUUCUGGUAUUCUCGAUCCUCGCCAACGUUGGAGAUCCUUGGACUCAAAAUUUUGUCAAGCUGAGGAGUGUAAAACAGUGUCUCAUGGCUUCACUUUGCAUAUGUUUGAUUACUAAUAAAAUGAACAUGUUUUACAAUGGAAAUUCCUUUUUCUCCCUGGAAAUCCCUCUUCAUGUCUUUUACCAUUUUUUCUAUUGUGUUUUUAAUUAAUUUUUGCAAGUUCCUUAUACUUACCUUUUAUUGAUGAAUGCUUAACUAUUAAAGUAGAGGGAAAUCAUAUUUAGAAUAGAAAAAUCUUCUGAAACUAUUUCCAGAAUU
Messenger RNA from Hippopotamus amphibius kiboko, 5322 nucleotides. It is a transcript of the gene SH3BGRL2, whose product is annotated as SH3 domain binding glutamate rich protein like 2. Bases 211 to 534 code for a protein of 107 amino acids. Lineage: Eukaryota; Metazoa; Chordata; Mammalia; Artiodactyla; Hippopotamidae. The record is from RefSeq and is a predicted model, not a curated record. The transcript is spliced from 4 exons. Gene Ontology annotation, cellular component: cytoplasm.